CUCGCUCAAAGAAGCGGUGUGGCUGCAGAGAGACGCUCGUAUGCUUCCCUCACAGGCACUUUAAACAGGAUGUAGCGACCGAGCUAGACCACGGAAAGAAAAAAGCGAAAGAAAAAAAAAGAGCGGGUUAAGCACUGCGAUGUGACACACGCCAGAGAGACAGCGAUGACCGCCACGGCACAGGAGAAAAAGAGGACAGGAGUCCAGAUGAGGCACCUCACCCCCGGCAGGUCUUGACGGCUGCUCCCGCUGACCGGAGACCCCCACCUCCACCGCCACGGCCGCAGCAGCAGUGCACGGUUUACGCACACUGGAAACACAACAUUACCCGAAAUAUUUCACCCGUGAACCUUGAAAGCAGCAAUGGGGAGCCAGGGAGACUGCUGUGUGAAGGUUGCGUUGAGGAUUCGCCCUCAGAUGGCCAAAGAGAAGAUAGAAGGCUGCCACGUGUGCACGUUGGUCACACCCGGAGAGCCUCAAGUCCUCCUGGGAAAGGACAAGGCCUUCACCUAUGACUUUGUGUUCGACGUUGACUCAGAGCAGCCCCACAUCUACCAGAACUGCGUGUACAAGCUCAUCGAGGGCUGCUUCGAGGGCUACAACGCCACCGUGUUCGCUUACGGUCAGACGGGCUCAGGGAAGACGUACACCAUGGGGACGGGUUUCGAUGUAAGCCUGAGCCCACAGGAGCAGGGCAUAAUCCCGCGGGCUGUUCAUCAGCUGUUUGAGGGAAUUCAGGCCAGGAGGAUGCGCGCCCAGGAGGCCGGCACCCAGCCACCGGACUUUAAAGUCAGCGCCCAGUUCCUGGAGCUGUACAAUGAAGAGAUCUUGGACUUGUUCGAUGGAACCAGAGAUCCAGAGAGUCGCGGCAGGAAGUCCGCCAUAAAGAUCCACGAGGACGCCAGUGGCAGCAUCUACACCACGGGAGUCACUUCCAGAUUGGUGCACUCAGAGGACGAGCUGCUGCAGUGCCUGAAACUCGGCGCUCUGUCCCGCACCACUGCCAGCACUCAGAUGAACGCCCAGAGCUCCCGCUCGCACGCCAUCUUCACCAUCCACCUCUGUCAGAUGCGAGUCUGUCAGCAGCAAAUGCAGAACGGUGGAGAAGGGCAGAAUGGAGAGCUGAACGGUGGUGUGGAGUCUGGCCCGAUCUCCCAGCCUGAGUAUGAGACACUGAUGGCCAAGUUUCACUUCGUGGACCUGGCUGGCUCCGAGAGGCUGAAACGCACAGGCGCUACAGGAGACAGAGCCCGCGAGGGAAUCUCUAUUAAUUGUGGACUUCUGGCUCUGGGAAAUGUGAUCAGUGCUUUAGGCGAUCAGACCAAGAAGGGCGGACACGUCCCAUACCGAGACUCCAAACUUACCCGACUGCUUCAGGACUCGCUGGGAGGGAACAGUCGUACGGUCAUGAUCGCCUGCGUCAGCCCGUCAGACCGGGACUUCAUGGAGACGCUGAACACGCUGAAGUACGCCAAUCGCGCCCGAAACAUCAAGAACAAGGUGAUGGUGAACCAAGACAAGACGAGCCAGCAGAUCAGCGCCCUGCGCGCCGAGAUAGCCCGACUUCAGAUGGAGCUGAUGGAGUACAAGGCGGGGAAGCGUGUAGCCUGCGAGGAAGGGUCAGAGGGCUACAGUGACCUGUACCAGGAGAACGCCAUGUUGCAGAGAGAAAAUGACACCCUGCGUCUCAGGGUGAAAGCAAUGCAGGAGACCAUCGACCACCUCAACUCGCGCGUAACGCAUCUGCUGGCCAAUGAGGUCAGCACUCUGCUCGCCAAGUCAAGCGAGGGCAACGAGGAGAUCGGGACUCUAAUACAGAACUAUAUCCGAGAGGUUGAAGAACUCAGAACCAAACUUCUCGAGAGCGAGUCCAUGAACGAGUCGUUACGGCGACAAGUGGGCCGGCUCUCCUCCCGUUCCCCGUUCCCCACCUCCACUCUCAGCCCCGCCCCCGGUCACCCCCCGGGUUCUUCGCCUGCUCCCAUGUCUAUGGAGGCGGAGAUGACGGACGUGCUACGCCGGGCCAAGCUGGAUAUCGAGAGACUGAAGAAGAAAGAGAGGAGGCAGAGGAGGAUGAGCCCAGAGUUGGAGAAAGGUCUGAAGAAACGAGUAAAGCUGCACACUCAGGAGAACGGCGAGAACAGGCAGGGCGGGGAGAACGGGCAGAACGGAGAGAUCGAUUCAGAUGAGAAUUACACCGAGGACAUCAUGUCUCCACUGCAGGAGGAGAGUGGCUGUGAUGACGACGAGGGGGAGGACGAAGAGGAGGGUAGGGAGGAAGAGGAUGACUUUGACAGUGAUGAGAGCCUGGUGGAUUCGGACUCAGACUCGGAUGAGAAAGCCAACUUCCAGGCGGACCUGGCAGACCUGACCUGCGAGAUUGAGAUCAAGCAGAAGCUGAUAGAUGAGCUGGAGAACAGCCAGCGGAGGUUGCUGAUGCUAAAGCUGCAGUACGAGGAGAAGCUCAUCCUGCUGCAAAACAAGAUCAGAGACACGCAGCUGGAGAGAGAUCGCGUGCUACAGAACCUCAUGACCAUGGAGAACUACACGGAGGAGAAGGCCAACCGGAUCAAGCAGGAGUACGAAAAACGCCUCAAGGAGAUGAAUCGCGACCUGCUUAAGCUACAGACGGCACAGAAGGAGCACGCACGCCUCCUCAAGAACCAGGGGAGGUACGAACGGGAGCUGAAGAAGCUCCAGGGCGAGGUCAACGAGAUGAAGAAGGCCAAGGUGGCGCUGAUGAAGCAGAUGAAGGAGGAGCAGCAGAGGAGGAGGAUGGUAGAGGCGAAGAGAAACCGUGAGAUAGCCCAGCUAAAGAAGGAGCAGCGCCGGCAAGAGUACCAGAUUCGUGCGCUGGAGUCUCAGAAGCGGCAGCAGGAGCUGGUGCUGCGCAGGAAGACUCAGGAGGUGACCGCCCUGCGGCGCCUGGCCAAACCUAUGUCAGAUCGAGUGGCUGGACGAGUGGCCCGCUGGAACCAGACUCCCCCGGUUACGGACUCUGGAGCUGAGUUAUCAGCGAGCACCACGGCAAGCAGCUCUGAGCCCGAGACUGCGAGGACCGUAAGCGGACUGGUGCGGCAGUGGAACAACAAGAACAGCGUGUACGGAUAUCUGGGAGAGAGCGAAGGCAGCAUGGACGGAACACGCGUCAUUGGCAGUAGAAAGAAGUUGCAGCGUAAGCCAGCCGGCCUGGGCAACAGUGGAGCUGCAGGCAGAACCAGCAGCAUUUCAAAGUCUGCACGUCAAAAGUGGCAAGCUCUCGAGCGUCGAAUCACGGACAUCGUCAUGCAGAGAAUGACCAUUGCAAACAUGGAAGCUGACAUGGAUCGCCUUAUCAAGAAGCGAGAAGAGCUGACGGCCCAGCAGGAAGCGCUCUCGCAUAAGAGAGAGGUGCUGAUGGCGGACGGGGAGGGGCCGGAAGCUGAGGACCGCCUCCUUCAGGAAAUUAACGAGGAUAUUGAGGUGCUGAACGCCAAUAUAGACUACAUCAACGACAGCCUGUCUGACUGCCAGGCCACCAUUGUACAGAUAGAGGAGACCAAGGAUGAGCUGGACUCAGUGGACACCUCAGUGGUGAUCAGUUCAUGCUCCUUGUCUGAAGCGCGCCACCUGCUGGAUCACUUCCUUAAGGCUUCCAUAGACAAGAGUUUGCAGGUGGCUCAGAAGGAGGCUCAAAUCAGACUGCUCGAAGGCCAGCUGAGACAGACAGAUGUGAUUGGCUCGUCCCACAAUCACAUGAUCCUCGAUGCCCUACGAGAAAAGGCCGAGUGCAUCCCCGAGCUCCAGGCUCUCAUCCACAACGUACAGCAGGAGAAUGGUUAUGCGAGCACAGAUGAAGAGCCCUCUGAAUUCAGCCAAGCCUCCGACAGCAGUGUGUGUCAGAUGAAAGAAUCAAACAGCCAAGAUGACUUCAAAACAAAAUUACAGCAGAUGGAGCCCCGUCUCUCAGCUCAGAUGAAGGCGGUGUCAGCAGAGUACCUCGGUCCAAUCCUGGACCCCUCAUCCGGCAGCAAAACGCAGCACAUCACCAAGUCUCUGGCUUCACUGACGGACAUCCAGGAGGACGGCCUGAGUCUUGCUCCAGGGAGCCUUGGGCUCAGCCUGGCAUUAAGAGACACGUAUCACAGGGACCGGGUAUCCCGCACCAUCAGCUUGCCUGUGAGGGGUCACACCUUUCCCAGGCAGUCUCGGGGCUAUGACACUUCCCCCCUAACCAGAAGGAAAUCUUACGACCGUGCGUACAGGCCGACUGAUGGCUACACUCCCCCCUCCUCCCCUCCUCUGAGGACCAGGAACGACCGCAACGUCUUCUCAAGGCUCACCAGCAACCAAACCCAAGGUUCUGCUCUGGACAAGUCGGAUGACAGCGACUCCUCGCUCUCAGAGGUGCUCAGGGGUGUGAUCAGUCCCAUCGGGGGUGUGAAGGGGGGUCGAACUGCACCCCUGCAAUGUGUUUCUGUAGCCGAGGGCCACUCAAAGCCAGUGCUGUGUGUGGACGCUACAGAUGAGCUGCUCUUCACUGGAUCUAAAGAUCGCACCUGCAAGAUGUGGAACCUGGUAACGGGUCAGGAGAUCGUCACCCUCAAAGGCCACCCAAACAAUGUCGUGUCUGUCAAAUACUGCCCUUCCUCCUGUCUGGUGUUCUCUGUGUCCACCUCCUACAUCAAGGUGUGGGACAUCCGCGACGCGGCCAAGUGCGUCCGGACCCUCACCUCCUCAGGGCAGGUGGUUUCAGGUGAUGCAUGCGCCGGCACCACCACCCGCACAAUUACCUUUGCUCAGGGCGAGUGUCAGAUCAACCAGAUAGCUCUCAACCCGUCAGGAUCAGUGCUCUAUGCUGCUGCUGGAAACACUGUUCGCAUCUGGGACCUCAAUAGGAUGCAAGCGAUGGGGAAGCUGACAGGCCACAUCGGCUCUGUCAUGUGUCUCACUGUGGGGCAGUCUCUGCUGGGCAAAGAUCAAGUAAUCACUGGCUCCAAAGAUCAUUACGUCAAGGUGUUUGACGUGGCAGAGGGAACUCUGGGAAACGUAGGUCCAGCUCAUAACUUUGAGCCUCCACAUUAUGACGGCAUCGAGUGUUUGGCCGUGCAGGGAGACGUGCUGUUCAGUGGAUCGAGAGACAACGGCAUCAAGAAAUGGGAACUGGAGCAACAGGAGCUCACACAGCAAAUCCCAAACGCCCACAAGGACUGGGUGUGUGCUCUUGCAUACGUACCAGGAAGGCCCAUGCUGCUGAGCGGCUGCCGCGGCGGCAUGCUGAAAGUGUGGAACGUCGACAACUUCACUCCCAUUGGAGAGAUCAGAGGUCACGAGAGCCCCAUUAAUGCCAUAUGUACCAACUCAAGACAGAUCUUUACUGCUUCCAGUGACUGCAGGGUGAAGCUGUGGAACUAUGUGCCAGGCUUGACCCCGUGUCUUCCUCGACGGGUCCUGGCCAUCAAGGGCCGAGCCACCAGCCUCCCAUGAUUGCCUGUUCUCUGCUCACCAAUCCUUCCCUCCUCUGCGACAAGACGGUGAAGAUCUGGCUGUCAAAGGUGUGGAGGAAGAGGUGAGAACCGGCGGGACGGCGGUUCCUUUGUCAGCCAUUUUUCCACAACUUGAGCCACUGAUCUGUGAUCUGCUUGCUUCUACCACAGAAAUGUGACACUGAAAUCACAGUUUCCAAGGCGAUCGUAGUGUCUUUUUUUGUCCUUCUUUGUCACAAAGCAACACGACAAAGCCGAGGUGAAAUAUGUAGUCAAAAGAAAAAGUCUUUGCCUUUCAGAUUUUUUUUUACUGCCAAUUUGAAAGUGCCAUUCAAAUGUGGUGCUACAUGGAAAAGAUAAACAGCAUCGUGCCUGGCUGUGUGUGUGCAUCAGGCAAAAAGGGAUUCUCUCCUGACAUGAAAACUACUGCAACUUGGUGUCAAAUAAAUGAAAAAGUGUCCUUCUGUUCCUUCAAACAGUGAGCUGGACCUGCUCAGAGACAUGUGUAUUCAUGCAUCUGUUGUUUGAAAAUUAAGACACAGCCUGAAUUAAAAAAACAAAACAAAAAAACCCCAAGAGGGACGCUAAAGAACUGAGACCUGUGUUCAUCCAUUCGGGAGUGUUGUGGCUGUUCGGAUGCUGAACACAAGUGGACAAUCAUACUGUGUGUUCACAGCAGUGGAUCAACAGACUAUCUUGGAAAUACCAUCACUUAGUCUUCUGCUUUUGACUGUGUUUUCUCCCUUUACGAUCAACUUCCUCUCACUAUCUUAGUGGAAAUUUAUUGUUUUUCAUUUUUGUAAUAUCUUGUGUUAAUUUAUUAUUUUCCCUACCUCAGUUGUUUUGGACCUACAGUAUGAGGUGGGAGUGAACAUUUUUACGGGUCUCCGUGUACAAAAACACCUGGUGCUCCACAUAUUGAAGUCUUUUUUUCUUUAAUGCUCUGAGUAGCUCCUGGUCUCUGUGUGGAUUUGUCCUCUGUGGGCCUCGGGUUAUCAGACUGUCUGGCUGCUGACCUUGCAAAUAGGAAACACGUCCAGUAGCACAACCGAGGUAGCACUGGUCCUGGAGGACCCGAACAGACUUUAUUAUCUGCUCUGUGAAGUGCUAACUGCGGCAAAAAUAAGAAACACCCCUGCAGAUGCACACGACACAAACAGAAGACGCGCCUCACACGUUCUUGAGUGCCGCAUCGAGGGCAGAGAGCCAGAUCAUUAUCCAAACCAACCUUCAGUGUGUGUGGCUCAUACCUGCCAUUUAUCCUCGACGCAAAGCAUAAUAGGAGCGCUACUCGUUUCCCCCGGCCUUUUUUUCCUGCUUCACUCUGAUCUUUGAGGUUAGUAAGAGUGUCAGACUGACCAGCCUUACUGAGGAGUCCACCUCUUUCCCAGCUACUUCUCCAGGAAGCCAAUUUAAUUAGAGGUCUCGCAGCUCUCACCAGCUUUUCAGGCAAGAUUACUUGGGUGAAAGUAGGUCAUAACUGAGAGGGAUUUAUUAUUAACAUCCCAAUUUUCUUCCACCCACUAUUUGCUGCUAUACUUACAGACAGGAAUAAACUUCCUGUACCUGUGCACUGAUGUACAAAUCUGUUUAUGUGGCAGAUUGUGUGUGUGGGCAGCACAUACAUAUGCACAAACUGUGGACACACACAAAUAGACGAUUUCAGAGGAUGUUUCGGUUAUCCAUCUUGCCUGAUAGGUCCUGGCGUCCCUCACUGUGUUGAUUUAGUGUCUCUUUAAUGAAACAGAUUCAGCACUGCCAUGUUCCACUGAGACAAACGUACACGUACAUACACGUUGACGGGUGACAGCGACUCUUUAAAGUCAUUUAAAAAUCUCCUUUGUUUUUUUUGUCUGACACCUCUGAUUUAUAAUCCUUAAAAUGGCAAGCAUUCACAUCUGUUUAUGAACUUUUCCUGUACUGCUCCAAAAUGACGAGAGUUUCUUUUAACACAUAGAUGUCUUACCGUUCAAUUUUAAAAAAAAAACACAAUUCACAGUCUCUUAGUAUUACAGCUAAGCUUCGUUCAGUUAGGCAAUAUCACUCGGUUUUGUUAAAAAAAAAAUGAUAUAUUGGUGAUUUAGUGCACUUUUCCUUAUAAAAGACCCAGAGACAUAGAGUAUGUAGUUGAGUUAAGUGAUGCUGGGAUCAUAAAACAGUGUUCACGUUCAAAAGCGUGCUGAGAGUAUGAAGUGCUUUCAGCAGGCUUUCUAUCAACUCUGCUCUGAUGCUUGAGUAUGUUCUGCUGCUGUUUCAUGUGUCCAACAUGAGUUUGAAGCUGCUUACACUCCAAAAACAGUGACAUGCAGAAGUUUGAGCACCCCCUUUAAAAAUGUCUGUUAGUGCCAGUGGCUUGGCAAGUAAUGUUUGUAAAAAUUUUAUUUUAGCGUUUUUUUGCAAAAAAGGUUUCCUAGCCACUGGCUUAAACAUAAGACCAAAGCUCGAUUUAUUGACUUAAGUAUUUAUUUUUUUAUCCAACCAACUGAGCACUCAAAGCGCUUUCUACAAGUCUCAUUCAGAAAAUUCACAGAGUCACACUCCAGUGGAACAUUGUGGAUAACUUCAGUAUCUUGGCCAGGGCUUUCCCGGCACGUGGACUGAAGGAGUCAGGGAUCGAGCCACUGACUUUCUGAUUGGCAGACAUCCCACUUUACCACCUGAACUCCAGUCUCCCCAGACGUCUUUGUACACUGUGACCGCAAACUUCUGUUCUGACUUCAUCAGUCCACCAGACUUCUUUUUAGGACUUCUAGACCUCAACUUAACCAUCCAUCAUUCCUUUUAACCACCAUCUCUUAUUUAUGUUUACUAACUGACCGCCUCCUCAAAAACACUUUCCUAUCUUCUUAUAGCUGUUGCUGUGUGGGCAUCAAUUAUUUACAUUUUUAGAGUGCUAGCCAGCUGCUGAAGGAGGACAGCGACUGCUCUAGUGUUGGAGCAUGAGUAUUUGCAAAGGCUUUAAUAAUUUGCAUCAUCAUCAAGCCAUGGCCCAAACGACAGAACUAAGGUCUGAGAUCUCAGAUCUCUUGGGAUGCUCAAACCUUUGCGUGCCACUGUAUUGGGGUUUUGGAGUUCUUUUUUUUUAGGUGGGGAGGUUGUAAUGAAUGCAAACAUUUUUAUGGUGUCAGUAUGAUGAAGCAUUCUUGGGUGUUAUUUUUGCUAUGAUUAGAAACUCAGGUAAAGGUUGAAGGAUAAUAUUAGUUAUAACUUGACCCUGUGAAUUUAGCUAGCUUUUUGAAUCAAACAAAUGCCUUGUUUGACAGGUUUUUUUUACUUUGAGAAAAAUGGUACUGUCAGUCUUUAAAAUAGCCAUUUUCAUGUUUUGAUUUUGCAUCUGAUUCCCUUUACUUGUUAUCUUUGUACUGUGCUUUUGUGUACAGAGUGUACACAGUUAAGAUAGCAUCUUCCCAAUUUGGCCAAAGAAGAAGAUGUGCACUGAAUUUUGACCAUAAAUAUGUACAAAAUAGGGUAUUUGUAUAGUAGUUUGAAUAUAAAACUGGACUGAGUGUUGAAAAAUGUGAUCAGUGGGGUAAUUAAACUCCCAAACUAACAAGUUGUAUACUUUGACUCCACCGUACACUAUGUAUUUAUCUGUGCCAAUUAGCCAAACUGACCCUACUCACCAGGUUGGUGGUAUGUUUCACAUGGUAAUAAUGCUGAGAAAAGAUUUAGCUCUUUUUUCAAAACAUCUCCAUAUUUCUAUUUAAUGCUAGGAUCUUGUAGUUCUGUAGCUUUAGGCACUCUCUGUGGUGCCCUGUGCUUGUACAUUUUCUGAACGAUGCAGAUGGUGCUGAUCAGAAGUCCAGAAACACCCUUGGGGGGUGGGGGGGUAAUUUAAAAGAUGUACACCUGAAUCAAAAUCUCCUAAAUGUCUGAAUUUGGACUUGUUGACUGUUAAUGCGUCACGCAAAAGAUGCAAUACAAAAAUGAUGACUCUGCAUAAAAUCUACUCAGAGAGUUAUUAUAAACAUGCAGAAGCAAUAAACUAUCAUCUGACCUUGGAUCAGCCCAACCUUGAGUUGCCCCAAACUCUGAGACUUGUACUUCAGCAUCACUUCAUUACUUGACGAUGUGUAAAUAGUUGUGCCAAUUCCUUUUCACGUAUUACAGAGGAGAUGCCGUUGAGAUUAAGCGUCGCUCCUUUCUCAUAGGCUGACUUCAGCUGAAUCUCUGAUAGCUAAAUGUAUUCAUACUUAUAAAAUGAACACAAGGCUGUUUUGCAGCUAUGUAAUUCAGCCAUGUUUUAGACUCAGUUUACAAAGAAAAGCUCCAGCCAUGAAAAACAUACUGAAAAGAGGACAUCCAUUUAGAUCUGUAGUAGGGGUAGAAAUGAGUAAUAAUAAUGUUUCUGCUGAUAUAUUAUGUAAGAUAAUAAUUCAGUCACAAAAAAGACAGAUCCCUGUUGUCCCUUUUUUUUUUUAUAAUCAUGGGAAGAAGAAAUUGUAGAUUUUUAUAGCUCCACCUGAUAUGUUGCUUAAUCUGUAAAACCCAUUAAUCUGUAAUCAAUAGGAAUCUUCCUAAAGACUAAUUUUGCUAGUAAGUUAGAUGAGAUAAAAUAAUAACAUUGGCCAGACAUAUUUUGUGUGGAGCUAUAUGAAAUGUUUAAUUGUUAUCAGUUAGUAGUUUAAAUUUACUUAUCUGUAUAGCACUUUCUGCCAUGUAUAAUGUUGCAAAAACAAAAAGUAUUUUGCAGUGGUGGCUAACCUUUGGCUAACCUUAGCAGGGCUAGCUACAGUAGCGUUGGGCUCUUGCUAGCGUCCACAUCCCGGUGCACAAUAUGGUUGCACAUCACGUCAGAUGCCUGGUUACAUUCCAGUUUAUCCUGACAAAGCUGACAUACAGUCUCUCUUAACUUAGUUUUUUAAAAUUCUGCACAACAGCACUGGCUAGCAUGGUUAGCAUCAGAUGCCACGGUGGCGCAGCAAGUUCUUUGAACCAGUUAUUGCCGUUGUACAUUAAGAAAAAAAAGGACAAUAUAUUUAACUGACUAGCAUUUCUAGCACUGAUUAGCAGUCGACUAGUUGCACAUCUUGUUAAACAUUAAAUAUCCAAAAGCAGUACCCCCAGUGUUAGUUAAAAAAGCAAAGCUGCAAACAACAAAACAAGCGCUCGCACAACCAUUUGCUGAGCCCCAGUACAAGUUAGUGUUGGUACAUGUUCACAGUUUAUAUUGAUAGCUGUGGAAAUCCACAGCUUUAUAUGAGGACAUACUUGGACAGGCGUCACAGUGGUUUGAUUUAUUUUUAUCUAUUCUUGCAAGGUCAUUUUCUUUUGCUGCAGAAAAUGUAACAAAAACCCAGUGAGCAAAUCUGAUGCUCUUUAAAACGGGUUUCAGUGCUCAUUUCCCUCCAAACCAAAUAAAGAUGAGGGCAGAGCUGCUUUUGUUACUCUUUGCUCUCAUUGCUGUAGUUGUUCCAGUUCUGAACAGGUAUUUUUGUAAUGUAGCCCUACACAAUGUGAAAUAAUGCUAGGGUACUUCUGUAGGCGGUAAACUGCUUACUUGCUACUGUCAUUUACUUCUGUAAAGGAUAAAAUAGACAGUGCUACUAUUAUUAUCUCUUUACACAGGAUAUUGAUCACAGUAGAGGCCCGUUCACAAUGUUUUAGCAUGUUUACAAAUCCAAAUUCGCUUUUUCUUAUUACAUUUUUGAAACUAUGACUUGGUCUAUUGCUGUUUUGGUGGUGGGGCUUAGCAAAUGGUGAAUUGACUGAAUACAAAAUAUAAAUCUAUUAGUUUUCACAGGCAAGAAAAUUCAACAUAGGACUACAGAACAGAUUGGAGAGUCAAGCUGCCAGUCAGACCAAUCGUGUGAUUACCACCUUUAGCCCUUUGUUUCCAGCCCAGCCGUCUUAUGACUGUAUGGGGGGGGGAAAAAACCUAAGUAGUCAGUCUCUCAGCAUUAGCCUCAUGCCUCAGCCAACAGGCCUUACUGCCUUAUCAAACAGAAGGUGCACGUAGGACAUUGAUAAUCAUUCGCCAAAUAUCCUGAAUCUCUGAUGACUGUAGAUUGUCCUACAGAUUGUGGAAUUCUGUUCUUAGUGAGUCACCGUCUCUGCUCGCUUUAUCAUUAUGGCUGAAAAAGACUUUCAACUUUGCCUCAGGCUGCUGAGAGGAUAGGAUCGUGUCUAGGCACAAUCAAGAGGGCACUUUACGGCUCUGCUGCUUGUCAGUGAAUCUCUAUCACACACCAACACACGUCUCCUCUGCAGCUGCUCGAGUGCUUUUUUUCUCCAGGUGUGUGUAGCAUGGUAACACAAUAUGUGGCAGUGUCUGUGAAAAAUGUACUUAUGGGACAUUCAUGCAGGGUCAAAGGUCAUGUGUGCCUUUUAUUGCACAGACUACUCCCUCUUAAAUGACUGUAAAUAUCUGUACUUUUUUUUUAUAUAUGAUAAUGUGCAUGCAACCAACCCAUGUAAAAUAGGUUUGAACUGUAAAUAAUGUAAAUAAAUAUUUAAAGAAGGAUCCAGUGUUUCCUCAAGACAAUAAAUCAGUUCAAAGCAA
Molecule: messenger RNA, 11967 nt
Organism: Neolamprologus brichardi
Lineage: Eukaryota; Metazoa; Chordata; Actinopteri; Cichliformes; Cichlidae
Gene: kif21b
Product: kinesin family member 21B
Biological process (GO): spindle elongation; microtubule-based movement; mitotic spindle organization
Cellular component (GO): microtubule associated complex
Molecular function (GO): microtubule binding; ATP binding; microtubule motor activity
Source: RefSeq, a predicted model, not a curated record